Bactrocera neohumeralis is the source of this 2462-nucleotide messenger RNA. Its product is annotated as thioester-containing protein 1 allele S3-like. Bases 24 to 2396 code for a protein of 790 amino acids. Gene Ontology annotation, molecular function: endopeptidase inhibitor activity. Lineage: Eukaryota; Metazoa; Arthropoda; Insecta; Diptera; Tephritidae. The transcript has 8 exons. The record is from RefSeq and is a predicted model, not a curated record.
UACUUAGUCGGCCUUUAACCAGAAUGUACAAAUUGUCGGAGCUGCUGCCGAUAUUGGGCUUAGCGAUUACGGUAAUUGUCGAGGUACAGGCGGAUGGAUAUUAUACUAUAACGUCGCCGGGCAGCAUAAGACCCAAUACUAAAUACAGUAUAUAUGUGAGUGUUUAUGAGGUACAGGACAAUGCGAGAAUCGGUCUCACUCUGAAGGGGCCAGAUUAUAGCAAAAAUACCGAAAUCGUGGUGCCACCUAAUUCCGGAGAAAGUGCAACUUUUGAAUUCGGUGAUAUUAAAAAUGGCAUAUAUACAUUGAUAGCGCAGGGACUGUCGGGAAUUAUUUUUGAAAAUUCCACGAAUCUGGAAUACAUAGAAAAUCUACCAAUGGUAUAUUUGCAAACUGAUAAGGCAUUCUACAAAUUCGGAGAUACCAUACAAUUUCGUGCAAUAUUCCUAGAUCAGUACUUGCUACCAGCGAAGGUCAACCAACAAAUAUUUGUUGUAUUAAAGGAUUCGCAGAACAAUACAGUUGAACGUUUUGAUGAUGUAGUGCUUAAUACCGGUGUAUACAAGGGAAAACUUAAGUUAGCUGAGCAAGUCAUUGCGGGCGAAUGGUCUAUACAAGCGUUUGUAGGGCAGCAAAUGUUGGCGGAAAAAAUUAUCGAGGUGAAAGAUUAUGAACCGCCAUCAUUUGAAGUAGCCUUGGACAUACCCAGUCAUGUGACUUUAAACGAGAAUGAAUUCGUCGUAGGUGUACGAGCGCGCUAUGACGCUAAUAGUCCUGUAUCAGGAAGCUGCGUAUUGAAUAUAAUUCCAGAAAAAAAGCGCGCCAUAAGAAUGAUACAUCAACUUGAAAAUGGGAAUAAGGAAAUACCAAUAUAUAUGUAUGAAAUAGGUAGAAAUAUACAAAAUGUUAUUGUAAAUGUCACAGUUGAAGAUACAGUACAUAAUAUACGCACCAUUUCAAAGGUGGUAAGAAUUGUACCACAUCUGCAUGUAAUAAGCAUGCCAUCAAUGUCAUAUGAAUGCCAUGAACCAAAUGAAGUAUUCCUAUAUCGCGCUCUUAUUUACAAUUAUAACGGCGAUCCGAUUGAUGUGGAUGAUAAUGUGCUAGUAACGUUGAAUCCGGGUACCAAUGGCGGCGCUGAGACAUUUGUUAGCCACGUCAAUGAUGAGGGUUAUAUUGAUGUGAAAAUUGAGUGCUCUAAUUAUAGAACCAUCAUUGUAACUAUCAAUUACGAAGACUCACAAAAAUCGGGAAAAAUUGAACUAAAGCAACGAAAUGAUAACAGCAAGGAAGGAAUUCAUGUUAAUACACAGUUCCCAACUAUUGAUGGGCCCAUGGAAGUGCAUUUAGCAUCGCGAGAGCCAUUCUCCAGUUUAGUUUGUGUGAUUGUUGGACGUGGUAAUAUUGUAUAUAGUAAUAUUAUUGAAGUUCCCAACGGCGGCUGGAGCCAAACACACACUUUCUUUAUAACACCGACUUAUGAAAUGAUGCCGGAAGCGCAUAUGUUUGUGAAUUUUAUAAAAAGCGGCAAAAUGGUUUCCUAUGAAACAACAUUUUCGGUAAAGAGCGAAUUCAAAAAUACGCUCACCUUCGACACACCAGAAAUCAUCAAACCGGGUACUAUUCUUUCUUUAAGUAUAUUUACUGAACCAAAUUCUUAUGUUGGUUUAUUGGGUAUGGAUAAAGACGCUUUAAUGUUACAAACAGAAAAUAAUUUGAAUACCAGAAAAAUUUUCAAUGAUUUAUCAAAUGUGCAAUCUAAGACACCAAAAGCGUAUUUGCAUAUAAACUCCCCGUAUCCAGGUGAAACUGCUGGUCUUGUAACCUUGACAAAUGCCAAUUACUAUUUGGUACACGAACCUGUUGCGAAAGAGAAAAACCUCAUUUCAAAACAUUUCACGCCACGUAAUUAUUUCGAAACGUUUGCUUUCGUCGAUUAUGUAAGCGUUACUGGUUAUGAUGAAGUACCUACAAAGUUACCAACGACUUCCUUCAAAUCUUGGGUCAUAACAGGAUUUGCGCUUAGCCCAAAAACAGGAUUCACGCUUACGACUUCAUUGGCGAUGAAAACUGUGAAGAAUAUAUAUGUUGAUAUCGACUUGCCAAAUUUUGUGAAGAAGGGCAGAACUGUUAUUUUGGAAGCUGAGGUUUACAAUUACUUACAGAAGAGAAUGCGAUGCGCUGUUUCGUUGGAAAAUAAAAAGAAUGAAUUUGAAUUUGUUACGGAAAAGAAAUUCGCUAGAGGAAUUGCUUAUACGGAUGACAUUCAACCCGGAAAAUCCAAAAAAAUUGAUUUUCAAAUACGACCUAGAGUUAGGGGCAUGAUUACAUUGAAGGUAUAUGCUUCAUGCCCUCUCGCAAGUUAUGUGAAUAUUAAGAAGCUGAGAGUUUUAUAACAAACAAUGUAGUGCAUUAUCUUUACAGGUGGUAAAAUUGUAUAAUAAAGGUUGCAAAGUAUACAU